AUGACCGAGCAGACCAAAGCGUACACAGCGGCCCCAUCGGCACCAUCACGUCCCCACAACUCCCGGGACUUAUUCUGGUCUGCCCUCCGGAGCUGGUGGCAGUCCCCGAGCCCCAGUUGCCUCCUCCCCAACCAGGAUUUUGGCCUGCCACCAUUCCUAGAGGCCGGAGACCUCCGUGAAUUUAGCUGGAUAGAUAACAUCCAUAGACGCCUGGCGGCCAGCUCCUGGCCUGGGUACAUGCCCUCUCUCCCCCUCUUGGUGCCCUCCUUCCUGGUCCCGGCCUCCUCCAUGCACCAGCCAGGCCCCAGGCUGAGCAGGGCAGAGUCUGCAGGGUUGCAAGGGCUGUCAGAGGUCCGGGAGGAGGGGUACAAGUGGAGGAUCACCCUGGACGUCAGUCACUUCUCCCCUGUAGAGAUCACUCUCAGGACCCGGGAAGGCUUCCUGGAAAUCGGAGGGAAACACGAGGAGAGACCAGACAAGCAUGGCUUUAUUGCUAGACGCUUUACCAGGAGAUACACGAUCCCAAAAGGUAUUGAUCCUAAGAUCAUCCACUCCUCUCUGUCUGGUGAUGGCAUCCUGUCUGUGGAAGCUUCACUUCUUGAUCCCACCAUUCCUGCUGAUGUCAUCAUUCCCAUUCAGGUGGAGAAGGAGGCCAUAAGUGAAGAGGGAGAGAAGGGUGGUGCCAAGCCAGAAAGGACUACCGAGCCAGACACAGAGACCCGGGACCCCCAGCCUUCUCCAUCUGACCCUGCUGUGGCUCCUGUGUCCCUGGAGGCCGCUGACUUCACCCCCACAGAACCUGGCAUACUACCACCAACUGAGGCACUCGAGCGCUGGGAUGAGUUCGCACGGGAAGUCCCUGGAGAAGAGGCUCACCCAGACAGCGACGCGGCAGGACCCGAGAGGCAUGAGGAGGUAAGAGGAGAUGCAGAUGAGAGGACCCCUACUGAGCCAGCUGGGGAGAUGGCGAGACAUCCCUCUGGGUCCGCAGAUGAUGAAGCCAGUGAAGAGGAAGGUCUUCUGACUUCCACAGAGCCCUUUGAGCACCUCAAGACUCCUGACAGCCCAGACACAGUCACGUCUGACCAGGGGGAAUACACAGACCAGGCCCAUGACCAUAGCGGAGAGCUCCAGCACCCGGAGGGCACAGGGGAGACGGUAGUAGAGCUCCCAAAGCCUGAGGAUCCUGAGCCAGGCAUGAGUCCACCAGAAGAGGUGGCCCACCACUCCCAGGAGCUGGAAACCCAAGAGCACCCUGAUAUGGAGCAACAGGAGUACACCAAGUAA
Messenger RNA from Oncorhynchus masou masou (cherry salmon), 1287 nucleotides. RefSeq names its product heat shock protein 67B1-like. The transcript is spliced from 4 exons. Gene Ontology annotation, cellular component: nucleus; cytoplasm. The coding region runs from base 1 to 1287 and encodes 428 amino acids. Gene Ontology annotation, biological process: response to heat; negative regulation of apoptotic process; protein refolding. NCBI's taxonomy places the organism in Eukaryota, Metazoa, Chordata, Actinopteri, Salmoniformes, Salmonidae. The record is from RefSeq and is a predicted model, not a curated record.